GUUUGGUGAAUGAGAAUAAACGGAUUACCUCAGAAUACAAGAGGCAGAGAACAUCAAGCCUGGAUGAAGUACCUCUUGAGAAAAAGGUGGAAUAUGCAGUCCGUAAGAGUUGUUAUGCUUCUAUAGUUGCAGAAAAUAUGAAACUUGUUUACUUAAGGAGGAGCUUAGUGGAGAAGCUGUCGACGCAGCCUGAUAAUUUCAAAGAAAAGGUUGUGGGAAGUUUCAUUAGAGUGAAAGGAAUGGCUGGAAACCGUUCAGGGACAACUUUUCAGCUUCAGCAAGUUACAGGCAUAAAGAAAACCUCAAAUGCUGACGACAACCAGGGGAUUCUCCUUGAGGUUUCUUGCAUGCCAGUUGAUAUUCCUAUCAGCAUGCUAGAUGACGAUGACAUCUCAGAGGAAGAAUGUGUAGAUCUGCUACAAAGGAUGAAGGAUGGAAUUCUCAGAAAACCCACAGUCGUGGAGCUCGACCUAAAGGCUACAAGUCUGCAUGAAGAUAUAACAAAGAAUUGGAUUCAACGAGAAUUGGUCCGACUGCAGAGUAAAAUUGCAUUUGCGCAUGAGAAGGGAAGGAGAUACAUGUUGGAACGAUUUCUAGAUGAAAGAGAAAUGCUGAAGAAACCAUCUGAACAGCAACGACUACUUCAAAAGCUGCCGAGGGUGAUUGCGGAGGAAAUCGAGCUCCCCGGGAUUUCUUUCUGAACUAAUUGCUCUGUGCAUUUCUAACCUCUUCAUCGCACUGUUGCUACAACUGUAAAUUACAUUUCCCAAAAAUCAUGGCUACAUUCUUUGGAUGAACCAUGCCCUCAAAUGCAUAUUUCCGUACCUUCCAAGCU
Molecule: messenger RNA, 835 nt
Organism: Hibiscus syriacus
Lineage: Eukaryota; Viridiplantae; Streptophyta; Magnoliopsida; Malvales; Malvaceae
Exons: 6
Coding region: 138-701 (187 amino acids)
Molecular function (GO): DNA binding
Source: RefSeq, a predicted model, not a curated record